Elephantulus edwardii (Cape elephant shrew) is the source of this 498-nucleotide messenger RNA. RefSeq names its product peptidyl-prolyl cis-trans isomerase A-like. Bases 7 to 498 code for a protein of 163 amino acids. Gene Ontology annotation, molecular function: peptidyl-prolyl cis-trans isomerase activity. The record is from RefSeq and is a predicted model, not a curated record. Lineage: Eukaryota; Metazoa; Chordata; Mammalia; Macroscelidea; Macroscelididae. Gene Ontology annotation, biological process: protein peptidyl-prolyl isomerization; protein folding. The transcript has a single exon.
UCAGCCAUGGUCAAUCCUGUAGUGUACUUCGACAUUACCACUGAUGGUGAACCUUUAGGUCGCGUCUCCUUCGAGAUGCUUGCAGAUAAAGUCCCAAAGACAGCAGAAAACUUCCGUGCUCUGAGUACUGGGGAGAAAGGAUUUGGUUACAAAGGUUCCUGCUUUCACAGAAUCAUUCCUGGGUUUAUGUGCCAGGGUGGAGACUUCACACGCCAUAAUGGUACUGGUGGCAAGUCCAUCUAUGGGGAGAAGUUUGUUGAUGAGAACUUCAUCCUGAAGCACACAGGUCCUGGCAUCCUGUCCAUGGCAAAUGCUGGACCCAAUACAAACGGUUCCCAGUUUUUUAUCUGUACUGCUAAGACUGAAUGGUUGGAUGGCAAGCAUGUAGUCUUUGGCAAGGUGAAAGAAGGCAUGAACAUUGUGGAAGCCAUGGAGCGCUUUGGGUCCAGGAAUGGCAAGACCAGCAAGAACACCAUUGCUGACUGUGGACAACUCUAA